Messenger RNA from Nematolebias whitei (Rio pearlfish), 2212 nucleotides. It is a transcript of the gene tctn2, whose product is annotated as tectonic family member 2. The coding region runs from base 12 to 2165 and encodes 717 amino acids. The transcript has 18 exons. Gene Ontology annotation, biological process: smoothened signaling pathway; protein localization to ciliary transition zone; cilium assembly. The record is from RefSeq and is a predicted model, not a curated record. NCBI's taxonomy places the organism in Eukaryota, Metazoa, Chordata, Actinopteri, Cyprinodontiformes, Rivulidae. Gene Ontology annotation, cellular component: MKS complex.
GUAGUCAACAAAUGGCUCAAGUGGGAGCUAAUUUCUUUUCUGUGUCUUUUUCACGCCAAACUAUAUUUAUACUGCUUCUUGUUUCAUUGUCUCUGUCUCAAAACGUCGUCGUCUUCCAGCCGUCCUUCCUCAGUGCUACUGGACCUGCAGUCACCGCCUAUCUGCUGGGAAACACCUCGGGUGUUUCUCUGAAUCUGAGGACGGUUUCUUUAUCCAACACAACAGGAAGCAUUGAUUCUCCAUCAUGUGCAGAAGAAGCAACGCGGUGGGUGCUCACAGCAGAACAGAUGGGAAAGACUGCAUUACGAGUUUCUGUGAGAUUAAAUCAAACUCUGCGCCUGUGUGCUGAGAAUGAUACGAACAGUGACUGCUGUUUACGGUCUCUGUGUGUCCUGGAAACUCUUCAGGUGUCUGCCUGUGUUGGCAGCACACCCCAGGCAUCACUGCUGAUUCAGGCCUCCAUACAUGCCCAGUUGUUCACUGCUACUGCUGGACUUGAUAACAAAACAGUCAUUCCAAAUCAAGUGUACCAACCACUGGGCGUUUGUCCCUGUGACCUGACAUUUAGAGUUUGUGACCUACGCUGCUGCUGUGAUCAGGACUGUUCCAGUGAUUAUUUAAAGCUAUUUGCAUCCCAUUGUCUGCCAGGACCGUUUGGCGGACAGGUGUCUCCUGCUCCAGAUUAUCAGUGCUCUGUGCAAUCCUCUGAAAAUGCUCCAGACUGGUUUCCAUUUUUAUGUGUCAAUUCUCCACCUGAAAACAACCCUUUUCUUGGUUUCUUUUACCAAGGAGACACAAUUGCAUCUAGUCCUGGCCCUUCUUUCCAAAGUCCUGUAUUGUCAGCCCCAGUACCAGUUAAUCGUUAUAUUCAAGGAAGUCCCAUUAUCACAAAAGAUGGCCAGUACUUUACUAUUCCUCAGAUGAUCCUUGGACAGUGUACGGACCGUUCUCCUGCAGCAUUUCUGAAAAAUGUCCAAGUGGAGUGUGUGAUUCUUCUCCGCUCCUGUCCAACUGGAUUUCCUUUACAAACAAAACCAACAGAUUUGACCACUGAAGUUAUAGAUGGACGUGGGGGAGUUGUGGUGGUGAAUGUAACUGAUGUAGAGGGUUCUGACUUGAGUUUGUUAAUUUCUGAAAGUGGUGCAGUGAACUCUUCAUCUGAGGGACUGGUGUGUCUGAAUGUGACCUUAGCGCUGGAUUACAAAUUCUACUGGACAGGAAAUGGCCUCACAGGUGUCACACUGACACGAACUGUUGGGUCCAUCAUCUUAAAUGGAAGUGUGGCAUUAACAGCAAGAUAUUCAGCCAUGUUUCUAAACAAAGAAUUUAUGCCCGAGACCAACUCAGGAAAUCCAGGUUAUCAAGUUGGAAAGCCAGUUAUUGCUGGUAUUGUGGGCAACAACACAGAAUCAAUACAGAAGACAUCGUUUAAUAUUUGGAAACCAGUUCAUGAUGGAUUAUGUUCCACUGCUCAGAUGAAACCGGUUCUUUUUGGGGAAAAUUCAACUUCAGGAUGCCUGCUAGCUGUCAGUCCACAGAAUCUGACUCAGUGUAAUUUCCUGAGAGAAACAGUUACUAAUCUGCAGGAAGCUCUGACACCUACCACAUAUGUCGCAAAGCAUGGAAACCCAGAUCUUUUAACUAUUUCAGACUGGGUCAACAUAAGCUAUGUGACUCUGAACUCGAGCACAGUCGUGGCAGACGUCUCAAGUGCAUGCGGUGAUAUUCCAUCCCACCAGCAUAUCCAAGUUUGGACUCUAACCACUGGCCUGAUAGAUGGCAUACCUCAGAGAGAAAUACGAGCUUUGGAAGUAAGUUAUAGCUUGUCUACUUGGACUCUGAAUUGUGGAGGGGGUGAUGUUUAUGCAUGUGAGAACCUAGAGGAGCCUGAGCUGUUCCCUAUCACCUCCACAGUCACAUUCAUUGACAUUCUUGUCAACACAGAACCACCCAAAACCAGGUUUCAGAUCAACUUCACAGAAUAUGACUGUAACAGGAAUGAUGUGUGUUGGCCUGAGCUUGCCUUUCCAUUCACUAAAUAUUACACAGGUGAACCUUAUUCUCAAUCACUGGCUAAAGGAAUGAUCCUGGUUUUCAUGUUUAUCACUGCUUCGAUCCUUGGAACUCCUUGGAGACAAAUCAGACAAGCAUGGCACAAUCUUUGAAAAAGACCUAAAGGAUCACAUGCAAAUGAUAAAGAGGGAGUAAAAGA